AUGCGCAAGUGUAAUCUUGUGGUCUGCACGCCAACAGAGCAGUUCCAGGAUCGCCGGCAUUCGCAAUACUGUAGUAGAUAUGUGCCCGCACCGCUUCUGUAUUCGGCAUACAGCGUGAGCACCGCAGACAUGCAAAAUCUGUGGACAUCCACAGCGGUGCUGCGCUGCAAAACGUGAAGUGGUAGUCUCUAAUGUUACCCCAGGAGAGCAGCAGCUUGUUUCUGGUCAGGCUGCCAGGCCACUGUCGAAUUGAUACGUGUGACCGAAGCGACAAAACUAGUAAUAUUUUAAAACAAACGAGGUAUCAAAAUGAAAUCAUUUGUAUGCAUGCAA
Chondrus crispus (carragheen) is the source of this 333-nucleotide messenger RNA. RefSeq lists its product as hypothetical. The record is from RefSeq and is a predicted model, not a curated record. The coding region runs from base 1 to 177 and encodes 58 amino acids. The transcript has 2 exons. NCBI's taxonomy places the organism in Eukaryota, Rhodophyta, Florideophyceae, Gigartinales, Gigartinaceae.